Molecule: messenger RNA, 493 nt
Organism: Capsella rubella
Lineage: Eukaryota; Viridiplantae; Streptophyta; Magnoliopsida; Brassicales; Brassicaceae
Product: defensin-like protein 3
Exons: 2
Coding region: 27-266 (79 amino acids)
Biological process (GO): defense response
Source: RefSeq, a predicted model, not a curated record
UUGAAAACAAAAUUGUAAUAGUACUCAUGGCUAAGUUUGCUUCAAUCAUCGCUCUUUUUUUCGCUACUCUGGUUCUCUUUGCUUCUCUUGAAGCACCAACAAUGGUGGAAGCAAAGUUAUGCGAGAGGUCAAGUGGAACAUGGUCAGGAGUUUGUGGAAACAAUAAUGCAUGCAAGAAUCAGUGCAUUAACCUUGAAGGAGCACGACAUGGAUCUUGCAACUAUCGCUUCCCAUAUCACAGAUGUAUUUGUUACUUCCCAUGUUAAGCUAUCCAAAGUCUUUUGGUACUCUACUUGAGUACUUGUGUGUGUAUUUUACGUAAAAUAAUUGUCUGUCAUCACUCUAUGAGUGAGUUUAUGACAUGUGUAUUUGUGUUUUAAUGUUUGGUUGGGUUAUAGUAUAACCCUUUUAUGUACUAAAAGAAAUAAGAUUGUGUCAGCUCCAUGAGGUGACCUUAUGACAUGUGUGUUUUAAUUACCUUUAAACAUGUUUG